Messenger RNA from Melampsora larici-populina 98AG31, 1464 nucleotides. RefSeq lists its product as uncharacterized. The record is from RefSeq and is a predicted model, not a curated record. Lineage: Eukaryota; Fungi; Basidiomycota; Pucciniomycetes; Pucciniales; Melampsoraceae. Bases 1 to 1464 code for a protein of 487 amino acids. The transcript has 7 exons.
AUGAGCCAAGACGAAGCAGACCUUGUCAACGCGGGCAACGAGGUGGGGCUGUCAAACUUUGAGUCCAACACAACCUUAACCAACAAAGGACAAAUCGAAGAGGUUCAUCAAGACCGAGAAGAAACCAGUAAUGUGAACGACUUCAGAGAGCGAACCAAAGAUUUAAUCCCCCCUCAGACACAACAACGGGAAGGAGCCGGCAAUUCAAUCCUCCUCAGACAUAGACGAUCUAGCGAACGACUUCAUAGACAAAGACGACAAGUCAGAAUCAAACAACUCAGACGAUUAUUCAGUACAGGAGAAAGAAGCAACGGAUCUAGUGACUCGAGCCCUAGCACUGGAUCGGAUAGCAAUGAGAGCGACAAAGAGUCAUCAUCUAACAGCGAGUCAGAAGACGUGGAAAGAGAACUGCAGAAAGACAAGAAGAGAAAGAGAGCUUCGAAGUUAAGGAAGAAGCUAGAAGAAGCAAAGAAUGAAAUAAGACGUUUAGGCAAGAUAGCAAAGGUUAAGCCAUCAGACGCAGCAUCAAAGUCAAAACACCGAUCAAAGAAAGAUUUUGGAAAGAAGAAGCGUAGCAAGAAGAGCGGUAUUCAAGUAGAUAUAGGGGUGAUCCAAAAGUCUGACCUAAUCCAGCUCCAACCUUUCUGGAGGAAGCAAAUGAAGAAGUUAGAAUCAUCCAUUCCCCUUACCGUAUUUGACCAAGGCUUUGCCCUAUCAGAUAAAGAAGAGUAUGAGAAACAACAUCACUCAUCUUCGUCAAAGACAUCAAAAAACGAAGGCCUUGAAGCUCCUUCUGAAUUCAAGAUGACAUAUGGAGAAUGGACGGAAAACAUUAGCUUAUUCAAACGUUAUUUAGUUCAACACAAUCAAAAGAAGGUGGUAAAAAGAUUGAACUAUCAUAUCAAGAACGUAAAACAGGUGAAGAGAUCGACUGAAUGUUGGAUGACAGCCUUACAAUAUGAUAUCCUAUGUAGAAGACACAUCUUCGUAGAAAGGUUAGAAAAAGAACCAAUCAAAGAUAUCGGUACUUUCAUGAAAAAGUACAAAGAUAAGGCAAAAGACAAGUCGCUGACAUUUGGUGAGGCUAACGGAGGCGAAGUAAACCCGUAUGCGAAGGGAGGGAAGUUCGAAUGGAAACACCCUGAGACAGGUCAACCUUUGAAUCAAAAUUCUACAACAGAAGGCCACAACUCGGCAUCAGGACAAAGAGGGAGUGGCAAGUUCCAAAGACGAAGGAGAGGACCACGUUCAAAUAAAACGUUUACAUACGGUUUUCCCAGUCAAGGACAGAUAAAUGGUAAUGCAAGCACAAGCAACGUGAACGCACCGAACUUCCCAAACAACAAUCAAUCAACACCCUUUACAAACAACAAUGGCCAAGUAAGAGGGGGUAGAGGCACAUGGAGAGGUGUGAGAGGAGGAAUAGGAAGAGGUACGGGGAAGCAGACGCAGAGCGAGGCGUAA